This is a messenger RNA of Acyrthosiphon pisum (pea aphid), 1619 nucleotides long. Its product is annotated as KICSTOR complex protein kaptin. Lineage: Eukaryota; Metazoa; Arthropoda; Insecta; Hemiptera; Aphididae. Gene Ontology annotation, molecular function: actin filament binding. Bases 187 to 1416 code for a protein of 409 amino acids. Gene Ontology annotation, cellular component: lamellipodium; KICSTOR complex; actin cytoskeleton. Gene Ontology annotation, biological process: actin filament organization; cellular response to amino acid starvation; negative regulation of TORC1 signaling. The record is from RefSeq and is a predicted model, not a curated record. The transcript is spliced from 9 exons.
GAUAUAUAACUAUUGUUUACACCCGUUCGACGUUACAACACAAGCCACAAAAUAUGCACAAUCACAAGUCGCAACGCCAACGAGUGCGGUCGGACCUGUUUCGCUGUAGACGUGUCGUUUGGAAAAUAUUUCAUCGAAACGAGUAAAAACUAUUCGUGAACGUCUUGAAGAGAGUAGAGAAUAAAAAUGGAUGGAUUAGUGCAGUCGGUAGUGUACGACACGUCGUCUCCAGCAAACAUUUAUUCUGCAACGGUAAUGCAAAAGGUCGACGGCGACCAAAAGAUUGUUAUGAUUGCAUCAAAAAAAGACAUGAUCACUCUGGAGUCGAAGAUAAUAGACGAUAAGGUCGAAACUUCUAUCGUGGAACUCAAUUUUUCAAAUAUUCCAAGUAAUGCAGAGAUCAUUUCUAUACACUGCAUAAACAGAUGUAAGGAGUUUGAUGAUUUCGUUUUCGGGAUAACAUAUGCAUUGAUUGUAGAAGAUGAAGAGCCUGAAACGGCUGAAACAUACUUGAACUUAUACUCAGGAUUUCCUGGUUCAUCAUUAGAGGCUAUAAUGGAAAAUUGUAAAACACUUAAAUUGGAUUUUGUUCCAUUUCAAUUGAACCAUGCCAUUUAUAUGUCAGAAUUGCAAAAAAAUGGCAUGUGGUUGUUAUCAGGAAGUGAUAAAAAAAUACACGCUUAUAAGAUUGAAGAACAAGAAAUUCUUGAACAAAAAGUUGAAGAAUAUUUUAUUGAAUUUGAAGAUACAAAAGACUCCAUUGUUCUAUGUUUUGGUACCAAAUCAUUAAGCGACUACAAAAAAAGAUUAUCAUAUUAUGGAUGUGAAACAGGAUAUUCAAUGUUAGCAAUAGUAGAUUCAGGAAAAAAUCAAAUACUGCAUUGCUUUUUAGAACGUUAUGAGUCGCCAAUAACAGUCAUGCAAUUGUUCAACAUACAUAAAAAAACCGUUGACAUUGACAACAUUCUCUCAGCAGUCAAAGAUGAUUCCAUACCAGAUUGUGACACUGUAGAUGAAAAAGAACAAGUCUGUUUACUAGUAGGGAGUGCAGUUGAAAGUGCUGUUGUAUAUAUGAAUGUGUUGAAAAACGAUUUAAGAAAUGCAAUUACAUUGACCGAUAGUAAUAGACACCAAGCUAUUGUGUGCGCUUUAAUCACAGAUGUAAAUUUUGAUUCCAAGAACGAAAUACUACUUGGGACUUAUGGAAAUUAUAUUUUAAAUUAUGUCUACGAAAAUAACAAUUGGGUGGAACAACAACAAUUUGAUAUGAGAGACUCGGUAUAUACAAUUUGUUAUUUAGAUAUAGCUGGUGAAGGAGUGAAUGAUGUUGUUGUAAUGAGUGAAAGAGGAAUACAUAUUUUAAAACAUGAACCUAACUAUAUAGUUGAAGUACUAAAAAAUCGUUUAAAACUAUAGAAGAUUGAAGAAACUAAAGCUAUUAUGUGAAUUAGCUUAAUGGUGAAUUUAAGAUGAUAAAUAAAUGUUUGUGUUCAUAAAUUGGUGAUAUUUUUUUUUUUUUUAAUACACUCAAUAUAAUUAUGAUCACUUUAAAAUGUAUUUACAAUUAUAUUAAAUUGUAUUUGUGAAUUAAAAAUGCUUCAGAAGCUGUCACAUAUUCA